Pristis pectinata (smalltooth sawfish) is the source of this 5969-nucleotide messenger RNA. RefSeq names its product RB1-inducible coiled-coil 1 (gene rb1cc1). Gene Ontology annotation, molecular function: protein kinase binding; molecular adaptor activity. Lineage: Eukaryota; Metazoa; Chordata; Chondrichthyes; Rhinopristiformes; Pristidae. Gene Ontology annotation, biological process: autophagy of mitochondrion; positive regulation of protein phosphorylation; reticulophagy. Gene Ontology annotation, cellular component: phagophore assembly site membrane; Atg1/ULK1 kinase complex; extrinsic component of membrane. The record is from RefSeq and is a predicted model, not a curated record. The transcript has 24 exons. Bases 268 to 5046 code for a protein of 1592 amino acids.
AUCCACAAUGCCGUGCGGUUUGCGCGGUGACGUCACAGCCACUCGUCAGGGUGUUGACUCCGAAACAAAAACAGAAAGAACAGCCGGGGAGCGGGCCGAGCGGCGCCGGGGGGGAGCGGCGGUCGCCGCCGGGGCUCCAUGUCCUGCCGCGUCAGCUGAGCAUGUAAGUGAGGUGCAACAGAAGUAGUUACUGAAUCCUCGGCUAUGCACAAUUCUAUAGAGAUAAAUGAGUGAAGUGAAAAAAGUGAUGAAAGUAGUGGUGGCAACAUGAAGUUGUAUGUAUUUUUGGUAAAUACUGGAACUACCCUUACAUUUGACACAGAACUUGCUGUACAGACUGUUGCAGACCUUAAACAUGCUAUCCAAGCUAAAUAUAAGAUUGCAACUCAGCAUCAAGUAUUGGUUGUCAAUGGAGGUGAAUGCAUGGUGGCAGACAGGCGUGUUUGUAGCUACAGUGCUGGAACGGAUACAAAUCCCAUAUUUCUAUACAACAAAGAGAUGAUUCUGUGUGAUCGUGCACCAACAAUUCCCAAGACAACAUUCUCUGCAGAAAACGAGAUGGGAUUAAAGGUAGAGGAGUCUCUUAUGAUGCCAGCUGUCUUUCACACAGUGGCCUCCAGAACUCAACUUGCUGUGGAGAUGUAUGAAGUUGCAAAGAAGCUCUGCUCAUUCUGUGAAAGACUAGUCCACGAUGAACACCUUCAGCAUCAAGGUUGGGCUGCCAUUAUGGCCAAUUUGGAGGACUGUACCCAUUCUUUUCAAAGGCUGCUGACAAAGUUUGAAAGUGCUUACAGCAAUUAUGAACAUUCUGUGGAAGAUAUUAAGCAAAAACUCACAAACCUAGGCACAGCUGUCUCAGUUAUGGCUAAAAUGCCACUAUUGGAAUGCCUGACCAGACAUAGUUACCGAGAGUGUCAGGAGAGACUCAAGUUCCCUACAGAAAAAGAAAGUGUAGAAGAGGAGACUGAUGAUGAGAAGUCCAACAAUUCAGUACUUUGUUCUGUUAAACCUGCAGUUUGCAGGAAGUCACCCUCUAGUUCUAUGUCAUUUGGUCAUUCUGCACAGAAUAGUGUUCUGCAAGAAGAAAAAGACAUUGAGAACGGCGUGGGCAACACUCAGAGGACCAUAGCAGAAAAUGAAUUAAAUGAAGAAAUGACUGACCAAGCUUUCUUUAAUGUCUCCUUACUGGACUGGAUUAAUGUGCAAGAUAGACCAAAUGAUGUGGAAUCACUGGUCAGAAAAUGCUUUGAUUCAAUGAACCGACUUGAUCCAGAGAUCCUUCAGCCAUUUCUGACAGAGUGUCGUGAAACCAUAGUGAAACUUGAUAAUCAGAACAUGAAGGCAAUUAAAGGGCUUGAGGACCGAUUGUAUGCACUCGAUCAAAUGAUAGCCAGUUGUAAUAGACUGGUGAAUGAACAAAAAGAAUUAGCCCAAGGAUUUUUAGCUAAUCAGAAGAGAGCUGAAAACCUGAAAGACCCAUCUGUUCUUCCUGAUUUGUGUCUGAGUCAUGCAAAUCAGUUAAUGAUCAUGUUAACAAACCACAAGAAGCUGCUGGAUAUUAAACAGAAAUGCACUACUGCUAAGCAGGAACUUGCAAACAACUUGCAAGUCCGAUUAAAGUGGUGCUGUUAUGUGAUGCUACAUGCAGAUCAAAAUGGUGAAAAGCUCCAAGCUUUACUACGGCUUCUGACAGAACUGCAAGAAAGAGUGCGGAUCGUUGAGGCACUUAGCACUGUUCCUCAAAUGUACUGCUUAGCUGUUGUAGAAGUAGUAAGGCGGAAAAUGUUCACUAAACAUUACAGGGAGUGGGCUGGUGCUCUUGUAAAAGAAGGAAAACAACUUUAUGAAGCGGAGCGAGCUAAGCGGGAAUCAUUUGGAAGACUAUUUAGAAGAUCAUUUCUUAGAAAUCGCUUGUUUAAGGGGCUUGACUCUUGGCUACCAUCAUCGUUUUGUACACAGAAGCCUCGGAAGUUUGACUUUGAACUUCCUGAUGUAUCCUUAGCUGAUUUGCAGUUUCUGCAGUCCUGUUGUCCUUCAGAAGUUCAGCCAUUUCUCAGGGUUCCUACAAUUUGUGACUUUGAGCCAUUACAUCAACAUAUACAAAUUCUCCGUAAUUUGGUUAAAACGGCUCAGAGUUUGGAUGAAAUGUCCCAAACAAUCACAGACUUGCUCACCGAGCAAAAGGCUUCGCUUGAUCAACCUACAUUAGCAACACCAACAGCACACAGGCUUGAAAGCACAACUGAAACUAAAACUACCUCUUCUAGAGUCAGACCCACUCUUAGCCUUCAGGGACCAAUCUGUCCAUCUGCAAAUGUUCCUGCCUCAUUAGAAGAGUUAUCUCCUGACAGCAUUGAUGCCCAUACAUUUGAUUUUGAAACUAUUCCUCAUCCUGGUUUGGAACAAGUUCUCAAACAAGGUUCUGUAGAUAUGGAUUCAUUGGCAGAAAGUCCAGAGUCUGAUUUUGUUUCAGCUGUAAAUGAGUUUGUGAUCGAGGAGAACUUGGCAUCGCCAAAUUUAAACAGUGAUCCACAAAGUCCUGAAAUGAUGCUUGAAUCUCUCUACUCUUCUGUUAUCAAUGCUAUUGAUAAUAGACGUAUGCAGGAUACAACUCUUGGUGAAAAGGAAGACUCUAAUGAAGUUGCAAGUUUAAAAUUGCAUAUAGAAAGAUACAGAUUUAUCACUGAAAUGUCUCAGUCACAUUUUAUAAGCAUUAGGAAAGAUCUUAACCACUUCAGAGCACUUGUCCAGAAAGAGCAGUGUGAUUUUAAUAGCUCCAUGAAAAGUGUAAGUGAAGAAUUAAGAAGCAUAAUAGAAACCGUAAAAUGCAGAGUUGAAGCAGAAGCAGAAGAAAAUUAUCAGCAAAAAUUAGAGGCUUUAAGUAAGGAUUAUGAAGACCGAAUGAACAAAUGUAAUAUUGAGGCUGAGGCCACUCGGCAAAUUGUAGAGAAGUUGAGAAAGGAAUUGUUUGAACUUGAAGAUAGUAUAAAGCAGAAAGAUCAUGAAAUUGCUGUGACACGGACUAAAAAUGAAACCUUUGUAAGUUUACAAAUUAGUAAAGAAAAAGAAAUUCAGGAUCUAAUGGAAGAGAAGAGGAAACAAGGGAUGCAAAUCCAAGAACUCACUCAGUCACAAGAGAGUUUAUUGGAAGAAUUAAACAUGCUUAAAGUACAGGCUGAUCAGAAGAUGGCACACUUAAGUGAAGAGCUUCAGAAUCUUGAACAAAGUCACUUGAAAGAUCUGGAAGAUUGCCAAGCUAGACAUCAGCAAGAGCUGGAAAGGCUGAUGACUGAUCACUGUAAUCAGCAAAAACAAAUCCAGAGGGAAAAUGAAGCAAGGUUAGAAAACAUGCAGCAGUCCCUUACCCUAAAGCUCCAGGAGCAAGAGCAAGAACUCAAUGAAUUUAAAUUUAAAGUGUCUGAGCUUUCUGGGUUGAGGUGUAAACAGGAAGUUGAAUUGGCUUUGAAGGAAACUGAAACUGAGGAAUUAAAGCAGCUUUUAAAAGAGAACCAAGUCCAACAAGAAGAGAUUAUAAAAUGUCAGGUGAUGAAAGAAACAGAGAAGUACAACAAAGAGAUAACUGACUUGAAACACCAAAUGCAGCUAAAAAUGCAAGAAUAUGAUAUGGAACUUGCAGAACAAAGAACACAAAUGGCCAGAGAGAGAAAACAGUGCACUUCUGAAAUGAUGGAUAGACAUGAAAAGGAGAUGGCCUCCCUCAAAGCAGAACUAGGCAAACUGGAUGCAAUGAGGCAACAAGCACUCGAUGCAGAAGUAACAUUAAAGAGACAGGUUGAAGAGCUCGGUACUAAGUUAAAACAAUGUUUGAACGCCAUGGAUAAACAAAAGGAGGAAAUGGUUUCUGAAAAAGAGAGACUUGUCUUCGAAAUUGAAACAAAAUAUGAAGCUACUAUUCAUGGUCUUCAGGAGGAGAAAGAACAGUUGCUCAACACACUAAGCCAGGAGGGAAAAGAAGAGGUUAGAAAUAAAAUGCAUGAGGAUUAUGAAAGAAAAAUACAAGCACUUGAGCAAGAAAAGCAAAUUAUUGAAAGUCAACUUAAAGAACAAUGUAGAGCUGAGAGGGCAGUUCCACUUUCAGCUGCACCAGAAAAUUUCAUUCCUCCAAAUGAUAUUGAUGAUAUUAGAGAGAAGUUUCAAGAAGAAAAGGCCAAUUUGCUCGAUCAACUAGAAAAAAGGAAUGAAGAACUUAAAAGCCUUAAAACGUCACUGAUAGCUGAACAGCAGACCAACUUCAACACUGUUUUAACCUGGGAAAAAAUGAAGAAAGAACAAAUAAUAAAUGAUUUGACUGAAAAAUUGAAUAAACUAACUCAACAACAAGAAAAAGAUAGAGUUUUGAUAGAAACCCUCUCUGCAGACAGAGCCACUUUGUUACAAGAAAAGAAAAAGCUUGAUGAAGAAUUCAACCGAUUACGGAGUAAUGUACUUGUGUGCUCUGGCUUUUCAUCACCCGGACCAUCUGGAGCAGAAACUUCUACUGUUUCUGGGCCUGAUGUUCCAUUUGACUCGGAAAGAUUAGCAUCUGUUGGUGUGGUUGGGGAUGAUGGAAGAAUUGACUCUGCAAUGGAGGCAAGCACCAUGACUGUACAUGAAACCAUCCACAUGUCAGAGGAAAAACAGAGGAUUAUGAUUUUGGAAAGAACAUUACAAAUGAAAGAAGAGGAGAAUAAACGAUUAAAUCAAAGAUUGAUGUCUCAGAGCAUGUCGUCAGUUUCUUCCAGAAAUUCUGACAAAAUAGCUAUUCGAGAUUUCCAAGUUGGGGAUUUGGUGCUCAUUAUUUUGGAUGAACGUCAUGAUAAUUAUGUUCUAUUUACUGUUGGCCCAACCCUUUACUUCUUGCAUUCAGAGUCUUUGGGAGCAUUGGAUCUUAAACCCGUUCCAGGUUCUUCUCGGAGACCGUGGGUACUUGGAAAAGUAAUGGAAAAAGAAUAUUGUCAGGCUAAGAAGGCUCAAAACCGAUUUAAGGUCCCAUUGGGAACAAAAUUCUACAGAGUGAAAGCAGUGCCCUGGAACAAGAAAGUAUAACAGUGAUAUGAAAUAAACUGUCAAUAGCUCAUUCUUUUCCUUCUCAUGUGAUUCCUUUAUGGCUUGUUAUACAGUCUUGAAUAACUUCUGUUUGGAAAAGGUGACACAAAUGUAAUUCAUAUGAGUGGAAACUUGCUGGAGUAAUGAUUCAUUAUUUGCUACUCCCCAUUUAAUGUGUAUUGAACUCAGCUCUCCAAAUCAUAAAAUGUAUUUAGUCUCAUUCAAUGAACUGCUUUUAAUCUUACACAGAAGACUUGGAAAUGUAUACCAAAUACUUUCUUUUCAUGGAGCAUGACUUGUACAUUGUGGCAUAAUAGCCCCUUUAAAUGCCUGUUCAAAAAAUACUGAAUAUUCAGAUGUUUAGACAUUUGUCAUUAUUACCAGCAUAUGUAGACAACUUAUUGCUAUCAAAGUUAUUUAUGAGCAAAACAACUUUACCAUAUGUAUUUAAACAUUUGUGUUCCUAGCAUGCAAACUCCCAUGUAAAGUUUGAUCUUAAUUUUACUUCCAUGAAUUUUCAUUCUUGCUGUUAAUCUGCAUAUAUAUUGAGGUUUAUUAGAAAUGUAGAUAUCUAACCCAAUAUAGUGAAGAACAGUGCAAUGAAUGAAUAGGACUGAAAUUUACACAGUUGCUAGAGUUGCAUUUCUGCAAAAAUGUACCAUCAAUUGUUAAUUGUGUAUACACAUUGGAAGGGAGGAAUCUGUUAUUUACAGAUAACAUGAUAUAAAAACUUCCCAGCAACUUAAAGCUGGAAUAAAUUUAAUAUAUUGUUUCAUCUUGGUGACCAGUGUUCCAUUCAGUUUUAAAAUUUAUUUCUCUUGUACAUUAACCAUAGUAAAACCUUUAAGUAUAAACAUUACUGUAUUGUAAAAGAAUUUCAGAAUUUUGAAAUAAAACAUUUAAACCUGUAGAGUGUGCAUCUU